This is a messenger RNA of Mugil cephalus (flathead mullet), 7773 nucleotides long. RefSeq names its product potassium channel, subfamily K, member 9 (gene kcnk9). Lineage: Eukaryota; Metazoa; Chordata; Actinopteri; Mugiliformes; Mugilidae. The record is from RefSeq and is a predicted model, not a curated record. Gene Ontology annotation, biological process: potassium ion transmembrane transport; stabilization of membrane potential. Gene Ontology annotation, cellular component: membrane. The transcript has 2 exons. Gene Ontology annotation, molecular function: potassium ion leak channel activity. The coding region runs from base 927 to 2423 and encodes 498 amino acids.
CUGUGGAGCCUUCAAAAUACGAGCGGUUCGUGACACGCAUGGUUAAACUCGGAUGCCCCCGCAUGAGGAGGAAAAACACAUGUGUUCAUUUUUUUUCCCUCUCUCUCUCUCUUUCCCUACUCAAAUCAUCUGAAAGUGAUCAGCAGACAGUUCGGGAAAGGAGCUUUGGAGUGCGCUUGGAUGUGCGCAACGAACCAUGAGUGCCACUGCGGGCACGGAGCGCGCCGUAACCUCCAAUCAAUUUUGUUUUGCUCUCGCUGUAAAGUAUUUUUUCUCCGCUCUUUCUUCUAAACACUCUAAAAAGAUAUACGUGUGAGGAAAGUCUUCUUUGCGAUGCGGAACCCGUCUUCAACGGUUAUUCGUUUCGUGCUUGGGAUAUAUUUCUUCAUUCAUUUGACAAGUGGUGAGUUGAUGCAGGAACAAAGCAGCAGAUAAGGGAAAUAAGCCUGUGGUGUUUUUUUCUUUUUUUUUCUUUUAAUGUGAAGACCUGCGCAUUGUGUGAGCAACAUUUCCCAACUUGAUGUUCCCCUCAGCCACUCUGUGACCCUCCCGUCUUAUGGGCGACUCAGCAAAUUCCCCCGUGAGGAUGCCUGCUGUCUGCGAAGAAGAUUUAAGGAUUUCACGGACAGUAAAUUGAUUUUCCCCUCUUUCCUGUACACGGAGAAUGGCUGCUAAAAAUAGCCUGAAUGCUGAUGAGGUUACAACGAACAGGUUGCUGUUUAGCUGAAACUUAGAGACGUGCGGGAAGAUGCCCACUUAUAGUACAUUUUAAAUCACAUCAGAGCAAAGUUAGAGGACAGCAUCAAAGAGAGGGGGAAAGGAUCCCUCGCCGUUAAUUUAUUUGGUAGAUGCAUUUCAUCAGAUCACUGUCGUUCGCUCGAGGAGAAUAGUAGAGACCAACAGGCGAUCUUGGAAGCAGCUUGUUGAUGGCACUGCGCACCGGGAGGACUUGGUUUGGGCAGGUCUUGCGCAGGGUCUCUCGGCUGCAAGGCUCCUGGUCCAGGCGAUCGAGCAGUCUCUUGUGUCUCUCCGCGAACCAGGAGCAGGAUCUUGGGGUCCGUCACCGGGAUCACUACAAGGCGGGGGAGUACCACCGGUGCUCCGACUCCGGCGUCCACCGCGGCCACCGUCACCGGAGCGCACCUUUCUGCGCCUCCGCCACCAGGCGCUGUCCACACGGCUACCCCCGCGCUUGUUGCGCCUUUUCGGGGAAUCCGAGGGGACAUGAGCCCCUCGGUCGCCGGUUCCUGUUGGCCAUGAAGCGGCAAAACGUGCGGACCCUGUCCCUCAUCAUUUGCACGUUUACAUACCUGCUCGUCGGGGCCGCCGUCUUUGACGCCCUGGAGUCCGACUUCGAGAUGCGCGAAAAGGAGCAGCUGGAAGCCGAGGAGAAGCGUCUCCAGGGGAAAUAUAACAUCAGCGAUGAUGAUUACCGCAAACUGGAGACCAUCAUCAUGGAGGCUGAGCCCCACAGAGCCGGGGUGCAGUGGAAAUUCGCAGGGUCGUUUUACUUUGCCAUCACGGUUAUAACUACCAUAGGCUACGGGCAUGCAGCACCAGGCACCGACGCCGGGAAGGCCUUUUGCAUGUUUUAUGCUGUCCUGGGGAUCCCUUUGACUCUUGUCAUGUUCCAAAGUCUGGGCGAGAGGAUGAACACUUUUGUCAAGUACCUCCUGAAACGUAUAAAGAAGUGCUGCGGCAUGCACAUCACUGACGUGUCCAUGGAGAACAUGGUGACCGUGGGAUUUUUCUCCUGCAUCGGCACGCUGUGCAUCGGGGCCGCAGCCUUCUCUCAUUACGAGGACUGGAGCUUCUUCCAGUCGUACUAUUACUGCUUCAUCACGUUAACAACUAUAGGCUUUGGGGACUUUGUGGCCCUCCAAAAGAACCGGGCCCUUCAGAAGAAGCCCCUGUACGUGGCCUUUAGCUUUAUGUAUAUCCUGGUGGGCCUGACGGUCAUCGGGGCCUUCCUCAACCUGGUGGUGCUCCGUUUCCUGACUAUGAACAGCGAGGACGAGCGGCGGGACGCAGAGGAGCGGGCCUCACUCGCCGGCAAUCGCAACAGCAUGAUUAUCCACAUCCAGGAUGAGUCUCUGCAGAGGGGCCGGCGGAGACGCGAGCCGUACCGGGCAGAGGUGACUGAUUUGCAGUCAGUGUGCUCCUGUAUGCACUACCACUCGCAUGACUUCGGCAGCUCUGGGGGAGGGGUGGGAGGCCUGGGCUGUGCCUUCUCCCACCAGAACUCAUUCAGCUCACAGCUGAACCCCAACCAGUACUUUCACUCUGUCUCCUACAGGAUCGAGGAGAUCUCACCCAGCACCUUGAAAAACAGCUUCUUCCCUUCGCCCAUCAGCUCGGUGUCCCCGGGCCUCCACAGCUUCACAGACAAUCACCAGCUCAUGAGGAGACGGAAAUCUAUCUAAACCACAGCGCUCACACACGACUUUCCACGUUUUGUACACAAGGUCAAAUAUUUCCGAUGCUGCUCCUUACCAAAUCUUAUUUCAGCACUUUUCUUUUCCCGGUUUGGUUGUAUGUAAUAUAAGUAUUCUUGGGAACAGAUAAAGAACACUUUGCGCGGACACAACGGGAUGCAAAGCAUGAAGCAUGGAUGUCUAUUUUUUCAAGAGAUUGCAAAGAUUAAAAGAACACACACCCUCACACACUACACAAGUAGACUUUCCUUGUUACAGAUUUACACUGAUAUAUUAACUUUGGUUACACAUCAAAUGAUGCACACUGGGGAGAUGCUAUUUUUCAAUGGGCGUAUGCUUGUUUCACCUUAACUUGAAGAAACGUUUGCCAUUACGUACUAUUUCAUUGCCUCACUGCAGACAGAGAAUUUGAAAUGACUUAAAGCAUCAGGUAUUGUUUUCUAUAAGCAAUUAUAUUUCAAUGGUUUCACCACACAUCAAGCCAAAAUAUCGUUGCCAAUAUUAGCAUGUGCAUUAGAUGUCAUUUAAUAGUAUGCCAUGUUUUUGUGACAUAGUUUAGUCUGUUUUCAAGAGCAGCUGUAUGACGGGUGUCUGUUUGUCCUGGAUUCAAAGGAUCAUGCUGCUGUUAUUGAUCCCACCCCCCUCUCAUCUGCAAAGAUCAGAUCUGGCCCAAAAGCUUUAGCCACAGUCUUUUCAAGUUAAUAUUGACUUAUAUACAUAUAUAGGGAGAGAGAGUGGGGGAAAAAAAACGCCCUCCCCACUACACCUUUAAAGUGAUUUUCCAAUGUUUGGGCCUGACCAACUAAUCAGUUGCCUGUGUACUUUUCUCCCACGAACUGAUCGUUUGAAUAUGAGUUCGAUUAAAGCACAGAGGCUUCUCUCUUCAUUGACAGUUGUGCAUCAAUAUUUCACAAUCGGAUACCGAUAAGUCCAUUUAAAAAAAAAAAAAAAAAAAAAAAGGUAGAGACACCUGAUAUUUCACUAAGAGUUUCCCUCAUGGACCACAGUGUAUAGUGAAUUACAGCAAAAAUGAGUAACACUUAAUAAUAAUAUAUAAUUAUUGUAGCUUGAGGUAUCCUGGCUUUUAGUCUCUGGUAUGACCAAAGUCCCCAAAACAACUGUAUCCUACAAUUCCCAUGAUGCAAUUCAAGAGCAUCUUUGAUUUGACCCUCUCUUCCUGGUGGAUGUGAACUGUUCACUUACCAGUACAACUCCAGUGUAAUCCCAAGUUUUUGGUUUAAAAAGAAAACACCGCUCAAUUCUUAUCUGAAUAUGAGCCUGGUUACAUGCCGUUUGGAUUUCAGGAUGGGUCGUGUUUCAGGUCAUACAAAGAAAGAAAAAUAACUCUGCAUGCAAUAGGGUAGUUCUAUAACCAAUCAAAUUCAACUCCACCUCGGUCGUUACUCUCCUAUCUGAAUGAUUCGAUUCAGUCUUCGCCAGAGCAUAAUCAGACCUUAUACCUUAAAGAGCCUCAAGAUAUUGCAAACUAAAUACUGUCAUGGGAAACAUAACCCGAAGCAUUGGCCAGUACUAACUUGUUAGGGUUUGUGGUUCAGACUGAAGUAAACGUUCUUGGAAACUUGUCAAAUGUCUCAAAUUUAUGCAAAGUGGUAUAAGAGGAGACAGACACCAAUACACAAUCAAUCUACUUCAGCUGAAUUUCUAAGUGGUGCAACCUUUAAUUAAAGGACAUGCAUGAUCAUGUCCCAGUGCCCUGCACAGUGUUGUAACGCAUGCCUGUAGUGUCGCCGCUGACCGUCUGAGUCUGCUGCAGAACCUCACACGUAUCUAACAACGCAGCUCUGAGAGCAAAACGUACACGGUGACAAGGCAGCAUGCAGAUCUGAACUGACAACCCUUGAGGUUUGGAUGCACUUUGGAGCCAUUAGGGAAACACGACCUGAUAAACACAUCAACACGGAAAAUCCAGCUAAAGUAGACAGUAUGACUUAAUGCCGGGGGGACGUCUGGAGAUCACAGACAAGGAAAACUUAAUAACACCAGGAUGAUCCUUUCACUUUCUGUAAAAUAUCAGAGGAAGAAAAAAGGGAACGGGAGAAUUCUUUUACGUUUGGAAGAGCUGAUAAGUGCAUGAACUUUAUAUGAUGAGUGGGGAAAUUAUUUCAUUAUAAAUAAGUAUUUUAAAGGCAAAUAGGUAAGAAUGAUUUACAACAUAAGCAGAUAUUUUUCUUACUUUGACAGGAUCCUGUACCUUUUUACCUGCUUUCCUAUGUUCCAUUCAAACAGACUGUACAAUAACGUUUGUUCUCAGGUUUGAAUGAGUCAUCUUUAUCUUGGUUUGCUCCUAUAACGGAACACGAUCCCAGAAGUGCAAGUGCACUGGCUAAACAAUGAAGUGUACAUAUCAAAUCCUCAUUUCCAAACCACAGAGAUUUUCUGAGAAAUGCGACCGAGGUGCAUCAUCUCGCUGAGGCCUGUGCUGCGUCUGAGGAGAAUGUGUACAGAUGUGUCAGCUUGCAUUAUAAGCAUUGUUAGAGCCACAAGGCCAGAAACCAUUGGACCAGUUCUGGGUGGUUUUGUUGGUCAAUAGCUCCUUUUAAAGUCCAGCCCACCUUUUGUGGUCACAGCUGUAAAAUUUUCGCCAUCUAAAUUAGUCAGGAUAAAGACCCUAAACACAAUUCCCAAAUGCAUUUCAAGAUGUCAAAAUAAAUUCAAUGUAUAUUGUUUAUAAAAACUGGAACAGAAAGGGGGAAUUAAAUUAUUAAUAUUAUUUUUUAACAUACAAAGGGCCGGGAGUUAUUCCUGUACUGAGUUAUAUCCUUUAAAAUCUACAAUUUGUCAGGCAAAACUUAACUUAAUUAUCAAGUUAAAGUCAUGCCUUCUGUAUUGUUUUCAGACGAUUAUUUAACAGCCUUUAAUUAAUUUCCUGAUUAGCUGAGAAUGCCUCCGAAUGCCACCCUUUUUGGGCAAAUGGUAAAAUACCAUUGAUGCUAUUCAGUCGUGACAAAUGUAACCAGGCAUGGCAUCCAAGAUAAGCCCUAAGAGCAUUGUUUCAUUCUUGGAACUACAGCUGCUUAUCUAAAUAUCCUGUACAAUAUGUUUAUAAUAACCUUUUGGAAUAAAAAGGCCUUUUCACGGCUGAGAUGCAUAUGUAUUUUUACACAUUAGCAUAUGUGCCUUGAAGAAACAGAAGUCAGUGUUUUGACUGAAGUGGGCACGUUCAAACAUGACGGCUCCAGGUCUGUUUGUGCUUCAGCGAACCUGCUGGAAGACGGCGGGAGUCUGACUUUAGGGCGAACAGUAGAGCAGAUGUGGUUAAUGUAUAGACAGACAAGUUCUGAUAAACAAGUUAAUUUAUGCCUACCUUCUAGACACAAGUACACGCCCAAUGGCAAAGUCGACUGAAUCACUUCCUUAAGACAUAAUCAUCUUAUAAUAGCUUAAAAGAUAAUUCCACUAUAUUGCAACUUGGGUCUCAUUUUCAUAGUUUUGACCAUCGCUCCUCUCAGUGAUGACAACGCUGUACUCGCAGAGGUCAUUUGCUGAGCACAGGGAAUGCCACAACUUCACCUGGAAUGAAGUCAUAAUAAAGUAAAAGAAACAUAAGCAGUCAGAUGAUUACACUGGUUUAAUGGAUAAAGGUGGCAAUAUUCUAUAUAAAGAAAGACCAAAACCAAGUGAAAGGUGUGUACACAAAGCCUGAUGCAUAGUAUAAAAAAUAAAAUACAUUAGCCCCCCAAAAAAUGCUUUACAUUUGGGCUAAUGUUGUCUAUUUUAAAGCAGCAUUACUUGAUAUUUUGGCCACUUGAGGGCAGCAGAGCCCCGAAGCUUCUAGUGACAUUUAGGCUGUGUGUCAGCAAAUACUCGUAAAUAUUACAUUUUAUUUAGAAUUUUUUAAAAGUGCUGGUGAAUUUUAGAACAGUAGUGCUUACUAAAUAUUUUGACAUGUUGACAAGAUAUGUUUUUGUUUUUUUGAAUUAAAUAUAAACCGAGGCUGUUGCGCUAGAGCUCAGCAAUUAUGCAAAUUCCCAGUUCCCAAAACAGGUAUUUUCUUUUUGUCAUUAGUGCAGCUUUAAAGAGGGUCACAAAUGUUAUCAAGAAAUCUGGACACUGAAUGAUGCAGCAUGGUUUUGUUUUUUCCAUUGUUGCCAAAAAUACAAAUCUUGCCGAGUUUGAACAUUUUCAAAAUAACGCCAAUCUACUGGCCUAAUCAUCUGACUGUACAUUUCUUGUCAUACUGCGUUUUGUAGUGAUGUUGCAGUAUUUCCAGGUGUCACAUAUUAACAUGAUGAAUACAGUGUCAUAUAGCAGUAAUGAACCACAUCUAAAAAGUAGCAAAUUGAGAUUAAGCCGAAUUAUCUUACAAACAGUACCGACUGGGCUGAGAAAAUACCUACCUGCGGUGGGCAAUCAGUGCCACUUCCAUGUACUUUGCAGUCAGACUUUUCCGAUCAUUAUAUUUGCGGAAUGUAUCAGCCAUUAUGGAUCUUUCUCUCUCUCCUUUUUUUUUUCUUUUAUGAAGAAGCAAACAAAUGAACUGGUUUGCCCUUCAUGAGCUGCAAGUCAGGUCGUUUUUCACCCCCCCUCCCACGCGCUCAUAUAUUAGUCAGAUUUGUCUGCCAUCAUGCCACAUGUCACACUGAUGGUCCUUGAUUGAAUGUUACUCUAUAACACAGAUGGUGCAGAGAAAACGCCCACAUGCGCUCUCAGCAGCGCUGCAUUUUGUCUUCUGCCAUGUGGUAUCAAACAACACUGAGGUGAAUUGAUUCCUGUCGUUUGUUUUUGCUGCGUUCCAUACGUAGUCGCGUUCGGCUUCCAGGCGUCAUUUACUGCACGUGGCAGUGUGCGCAGGCCAUUUCUCUGUCAACCGUGCCAUGUUCUCCUAUGACAGGGACAAAGAGACACAAAUUGCACUACUCUCCGUGUAAUACACAUCAAUAGGAAGGCUGUGUUCCACAACUUCUAUUUGUGAAAUAUCCUUUGCAAUAGAUUCUGUAGGUCUGAUGAACAAAUAAUAACAUGUACCAUAUUCCUUACAGGAGAUUAUAUCCCAUCUUGUUGGCAUCCAUGUGGUUCGACGGUCACGUUGAACCGACUGACGUCGUCUGUCGCAAUUUUGAAACUGAUGUCUGUACAGUACACUCCAGAGUGGGUCUCUCUUCAACAUGCGGAGAAGAGAUUGUUGCGAUUUGUUCAGAGUGAAAUGAACAUUUUCAUCUGUAUGUUUUCUUUGUUCUUUCUUUGUUUUUAUUCUUUACGUUUUUUCCCCCCUUUGUUGAGUGUGUGCAUGGUUUGAUGAUUUGGUGUGGAUGACUCACCGGCCCGGGUGAAGCCAUAACACACUUGAAUAAAAAAAAUGAUGAGCCUUCUUCUGAAA